Molecule: messenger RNA, 1163 nt
Organism: Hibiscus syriacus
Lineage: Eukaryota; Viridiplantae; Streptophyta; Magnoliopsida; Malvales; Malvaceae
Product: casein kinase II subunit alpha-2-like
Exons: 8
Coding region: 269-1114 (281 amino acids)
Biological process (GO): protein phosphorylation
Cellular component (GO): protein kinase CK2 complex; cytosol; nucleus
Molecular function (GO): ATP binding; protein serine/threonine kinase activity
Source: RefSeq, a predicted model, not a curated record
UUUUCAACGUCUUUAGCACAAUUAAGCUCGUAGCUAGCUAAAAUGGCCUAAAACUCAUCCCCUCCCAUUUUCUCAAAAGCCAAAACCUCCUUUGCCAAAACCGCCUUCUCUUGUAUGCAUGGAAUUUGUCAGCCGCACCACCAGCUGUCCAGUUUAUCUCCGUCUCUUGCUAGUCUGCGCCAGCGUCGCUUACCACCUCUCCUUCGGCGGGGAUCGUUUCAAUAACCGUUAGAUCGAAGGGAUCUCCGAUUCCAACCGCUGUCAAAUCAUGUCCAAAGCUCGCGUUUAUGCUGACGUCAACGUCCUUCGUCCUAAGGAGUACUGGGAUUACGAGUCCCUCACUGUUCAAUGGGGUGAUCAAGAUGACUACGAGGUUGUUCGGAAAGUUGGAAGGGGAAAAUACAGUGAGGUCUUUGAAGGCAUAAAUGCCAAUAACAAUGAACGCUGUAUAAUCAAGAUCCUCAAGCCUGUUAAGAAAAAGAAGAUUAAGAGAGAGAUAAAAAUCCUUCAGAAUCUAUGUGGUGGGCCGAAUAUUGUUAAGCUUCUUGAUAUUGUAAGGGAUCAUCACUCCAAAACACCUAGCUUGAUAUUCGAGCAUGUCAAUAGUACGGAUUUCAAAGUUCUCUAUCCUACUUUGACGGACUAUGAUAUUCGCUACUACAUAUAUGAGCUCCUCAAGGCGUUAGAUUACUGUCAUUCACAAGGAAUAAUGCACAGAGAUGUCAAGCCUCACAAUGUCAUGAUAGAUCAUGAGCUGCGCAAACUUCGCUUGAUAGAUUGGGGACUUGCUGAAUUUUACCAUCCUGGCAAAGAGUAUAAUGUCCGUGUGGCUUCUAGGGUGCUCGGAACGGAUGAGUUACAUUCUUAUCUCAACAAAUACCAUUUGGAGCUAGAUCCUCAAGUUGAUGCCCUUGUUGGAAGGCACAGCCGCAAACCCUCGUCCAAAUUCAUUAAUGCAGAUAAUCAGCACCUCGUUUCCCCGGAGGCAAUUGAUUUUCUUGAUAAGUUGCUUCGGUAUGACCAUCAGGACAGGUUAACUGCCAGAGAAGCUAUGGCCCAUCCUUACUUUGCACAAGUCAGGGCAGCAGAAAGCAGCAGGAUCCGGACUCGGUAACCCAUUCCCCGGGAGAGGAAAUCAGAACCGUACUUAUUUGGGGUAAGAC